Lactuca virosa is the source of this 2548-nucleotide messenger RNA. Lineage: Eukaryota; Viridiplantae; Streptophyta; Magnoliopsida; Asterales; Asteraceae. The record is from the annotation of a GenBank genome assembly.
AUGUUUAGUUUGUCACCCAAAAGCAUAAGGGAAACUUCAUUCAAGGCUGUGAUUCUUUGGGCUGAUGUUAAGGGCCCACGAGACUUUGAAUUGGUUUCUUUUGAUGGGACUUGGAUUGGUAGUCUGCAUCAACAACUCCCGGAGACUAAACACCCAUCUUCAAUAUCACAUGUCAUAAAUUCAACUUUUCGAUAUCAAAUUUUUUUAAGCGAGACGAAAACAGCGCCCUCUUUGAAAACCCUUAUUUUGACUGAUCAGAAGAAUUCUCCGAUGGAGUCCGGAGGGAGCGAAACAAGUCGGAAACGUAAAGCUGAUGAUCUUAAUCAGAAGUCUCCUUUGGUUCUUUCAGAGUGUCCUUUGGUUGUUUCGGACUCUCUUGCUGAGUUCUUUGCGGAGAAUAAGAACAUUGCUGGGUUUGACAACCCUGGAAAAUCGCUUCUGAGUACGGUGAGAGAACUUGUUGAAAAUGCACUUGAUUCUGCAGAGUCCAUUGGGGAGCUUCCAAGGGUCGAAGUAACAAUUGAGGAGAUUAAUAGAAGCAUGAUUGAUGACGAUGUUGAGACAGUAAAGGAUAGUGAGAAACGGCUUGGCAAAAAUUCAGCACUUGGGAAGAAAACUGCUGCAAAACCCAUGAAGGGCCCCUCAAGUUAUUACAGGGUGACUUGUAAGGAUAAUGGAAAAGGAAUGCCCCAUGACGCUAUCCCGGAUAUGUUUGGACGAGUUUUAUUGAGGAAAAAGUAUGGGGUGAAGCAAACAUGUGGAAAAUUCGGACUUGGUGGUGCAAAAAUGGUAUCAAUAUGGUCAAAGAUGAGUACAGGAGAACCUAUUGAGAUAUGCUCAUCGAUGAAGAAUGAAAAUUACGCUACGCGCUGCAUUCUGGAUGUAGACAUUUAUAGAAACACUCCUCAUAUCCAUUUACAUGAAAAGAUAGGUGGCAUGGAGAAUUGGCAUGGAGCUGAGAUCAAAGUUAUAAUUGAGGGAAACUGGACAGCAUACGGUUCGAAGAUAUUGGAGUAUAUGCGCCAAAUGGCAGUUAUUACUCCUUAUGCAGAAUUCAAGUUUCGAUUUGUUGCAGUUACACCAGAUGAAAAUGGUGUGGUGGAGAAAAGUUAUCCAAGAUUGACAGAGGAAAUGCCUACAGUUCCUGUAGAAACAAAGUACCAUCCAUCAGCUGUGGAUUCGCUGCAUAUCAUCCAACGCCUGAUUGGUCAAACUAAAAAUCAGAAUCUUCUGGAGUUUCUUCAGCAUGAAUUUGUUAACAUUCCCAAUGAACAAGCUCAAAGAUUAAUCGCAAAAAUGGGUCCCGAUGUCACCUCCGAAACACAAGUCAACUCUUUGACUCUCCUACAAAUUGCUUACAUGCAUCACUUGUUUCAACAUACCAAAUUUGAUGAUCCUAGUGGCAAUUGUCUUGCACCUUUAGGAGAUGAAUCCUUUUGCGAGGGUAUAUAUAAGGUGCUGCAGCCGAAGAUGGUUGCAACAUACACUGCAAAAAGUGCUCAAGUAUAUCAAGGACACCCGUUCAUUGUAGAAGCUGGAGUUAGUCUGGGAGGAAAAUAUUUCAAGCAGGGUAUAAAUAUCUUCCGGUUUGCAAACCGUGUUCCGUUGCUGUUUGAGCAAGAUGCUGAUGUUGUCACCACAACUGCCAUGAAGAGAAUCAAGUGGGAAAGAUACAAAAUUUUUAAGAAGCAGGAAAAAAUUGGCGUUUAUGUUAACAUUGUAAGCACAAAAAUUCCAUUCAAAGGGUCUGGAAUGGAGUAUAUUGGAGAUGACAUAAGCAAGAUUAUUGCUAAGGCUGUCAAGACUUGUCUUGAAGAUUGCUGCAACCAGCUCAGGUCUCUAGACCUUAAAAGAAAUAUGAGUUUCUACAUUGAUCAAGCUGCAACUGCUUGUGCUAGCAUAAUGGAGAUUCGCCCAGACUUGAAUGGUCCAGAUACUAAAGUAUGGACAAAAGAACAGCUGGUUCGAGAUUUUCGUGAGGAUUGUAAAAAGGCGGGAUUAAUAACAGAUUAGAUGGCAAUGGAAUCAAUGCUUUUUGGAGCUUUUGUUCAUAUGGGUAACAGUUUGCAUCAGAAAGGAACAAAGGUUAUGGGACUUUUUGUUUUCUUUUGUUCAUCUGGGUUUUUUGGAUGUUUGAAUUAGGGUUUGUUUAUGUCACUACUACAAAAAACAGUAAUACCGACGGCCAAAUCCGUCGAUAAUCCGUUGCUCAUACUCUUACCGACGGAAUUGUAACAGACCAAAAUCCGUCGGUAUAUUCUUGUCACUAAUUGUUUGUAAAGGAUUUCCGACGGCUACGACAAAUUUUUAGCGACGGAUUUUUCCGUCGGUGAUUAGUAACGGAUCACCGACAGAAUAUUUUUUGCAACGGAUUACCGACGGAAUAAGUUUGCAACGGAUUACCGACGGAAUAAGUUUGCAACGGAUUAGCAACGGUUUUCAACGGAUUACCGACGGAAUCUGGAAUAACUUACUAACGGAUUACCUACAGAAUCUGGGAAUAACUCACUAACGGAUUACCGACAGAUUUUGUUGUGACUGAUUAGCG